AUGUCUAAAUGUGAGAUUGAGUGUUGUGACAAAGGGAUAGUGAUUGAUGGAAAAUGCCGUUGCGAUAUAGGGGCAUUUGGUGAUGAGUGCUUUGAUAAUUUAUAAGACAUUUACAAAGCUCCCUAUUACACAUUCUAAGGUGUAUACUGCGCAGCUUUUGUUUUUAUACUCUUUAUAACAAUUCGUCAAUUCUAGGCCUCUUUGAAGACAUCCAAAAUCCCCUCUUAUUACACGUAAUUGGUCUGAACAAAUUGUAGUUGUUUACAGUACGCCUUAGCUUUAAUAGGGUCGCCUUAGAAUUUUAUCCUUGUUCUGACAAUCAUAAUGUCGACAUGUAAACUGAUUUGGCUAAUCCUGGAUCCCUUUGAAAUAUAUGUAAAUGCAAGAUUGUAAACCUAUAUUAGAAAGGGAGGACCAUAGUAAUCGAGAGGUUGUUAUCAGAGGUGGUUUACACAUUGUUAUUUUACAUCUACGGAUGUCUGUUGAUCGUGUGGUACACAAUGUAUGACGAGAUCUCCUUCAAUGUUUAUCAGGACAAGGAGAGGAGGAAGUUCAUCUUCAAAUAUUACAAGGAAACAUUGAAGUUCAGACUUUUCGUAGUCUUCUUGGUGCAGAUCGCAGUCAGUACCAUGAAUGGUAUCUAUCUUAAAGUACUAAACUAGGGCUAAGGAAAGGAGUUUAAUACCCUGCGUUUUUAAUGUUCUGUUAUAUAUUCCUCUUGGUCAAUUUCUUCUUCUUUAUCUUUGAGUUUCUGAUUUACGGGCAAUCUCUUCAGAAGUGCAUCAGGGAAUAGAUUCACAAUUGCAAAAGAUAAUACCUCGAACAGCAAAAGAAUAAUAUUGAUCAAAUUGAAUAAGUCCCCUAAAACGAUAGUAUUUGUAAGUCUCCAGAAACAUUGCAAAGGUAUCUCCGGAUGUCCAUGCAAGCAAGUAAUGAGGAUAAGAAAAACGAGAUAAGAGAUGAAAUAAAAGAUGAGGUUAAAUAGAUUGAACAGGUCAAACCAAAAUUAGGAGUUACAAAAAUUAAAUCGGUUUCAUUUGCUACAACAUUCAUUAAAGGAAUGCGUGGUUCAACCUUUUUUAGGUAGGAAAGUCAAAAGCAAUUGAAAUCACUUUAAAAAAAAGAUAAAAAACUUGAUCCCAAUCUAAAUCAAUUCGAAAAUGAAUUCCGAGAAGAGUAACAGGGGGAAGACAUGAAUAGUUGUUGUCUAAAGGAGGAUCAAUAGACUGAUCUCAAAUGGGAAAAUGAUGAUGAUAGAUAAACCUAUUAAGAAACAAUCAAAUUGUAGAUUAAAGCUGUGAAAGAAACCAAACAAAUGGCUGAAAAACGAAAAUAAUAGGAAACAUUGACUCCGAAACAAAAAUCAAAAAAUGCAAAUAAACAAUUAAGUUACAUCACUAAUAGCAUUCAAGACUAAAAGACUUAGUAACUUCGCUAUCAAUCUGACGAGUACCAAGAAAAGUACAAUAACAAAUCAGCUAAUUUGGUAGUAGAUAGACAGAUCUUAUUUAAGAUAUAAUUAUUGGUGUAUUUUGGAAUUAUCUUAGAAAUCUUAUUCGGAGCCUUGAGUAUAACAGUACUGUUGACUGAUUUAAUAAGAAAUCCUCUUGGACAACUCAUAUAUUUGUAUGGGUCAUCAACACUGCAAUUUUUUUCUUUGAUUACAGUUCUGAAAUUGUUUCGAGACAUUAAAAACCAAGAAAUCAAGAAUCUAAUCUGGAUAUAAAAAGUAGGUAGUAAAAAGAACAAAAUUAAUCAGCAUUUUAUAUUCUCCAUUCCAAAAGAUUAAAAGGAUGAUGAACAAAAAUAAAAACUAGAAUAGAGAAUAAAUAUGAUUACUCUAUAUUGA
Messenger RNA from Paramecium octaurelia, 1849 nucleotides. The record is from the annotation of a GenBank genome assembly. Lineage: Eukaryota; Ciliophora; Oligohymenophorea; Peniculida; Parameciidae.